Molecule: messenger RNA, 1938 nt
Organism: Chaetomium globosum CBS 148.51
Lineage: Eukaryota; Fungi; Ascomycota; Sordariomycetes; Sordariales; Chaetomiaceae
Exons: 2
Coding region: 1-1938 (645 amino acids)
Source: RefSeq, a predicted model, not a curated record
AUGGCGGUCUCCAAGCCAAGACCGCAGCCAGGCCGCCUGCAACCCCUUCGGCCCUCGCCGGACUACAAAGCCAUGCUGGCCGACGAGAAUUCCCGACCUGGGACCCCGGACCGGGUCUCUCGUUCUUCUUUCUCAUCCAUCCGCGAACACGACAACAUCCUCCCCCAGUCCUUCUCUCAGUCUAAAGUCUCGUCCUAUUUCAACGCCGAUAGUGACGAGGUCGCCAUCCUCGACGACACCCCGACGACUAGCCCGCCCGUCACUCCCAGCGCCUCCAGCACCUCGUCGGCCCGGGCGCUCAACAUGAUCCAGACCCAGUUCCAGCCUCCCGUUACCAACCCCAACAGUAAACUUCUCGGAUACUGGACGCCAGCCGACAGCUUCCAGGGUUGGAAGGGCAUCCAGGUCAGGGGCAAGCUCGCGAGCAAGAGCUUUGGUGAUCUUCAGGUCUUGCACCAGGUCUUUAGCAAUCCCCCGCCUCGCCCCGCUAAGCGCGGUCAGAACAGAUCCGGCGAUGCCCCCAUCGAGCGGUUGCCCACCGAGAUACUGAGCGCCAUCAUCAACCUCCUCGCUCUUGAUGUGCCUCCCAAUGGUAUCACGAGGCGCAAUAUCGAUUUGAUGUCGUUGCUGCUGACGUCCAGGACGUUGCAUGUUGCGACCCUGAGCACGCUGUACAGCAGGAUCACCAUACCCCACUCGAGGAUUUUUCAAAAAUUCCUUGCCCACAUCUCAGCCCACCCCAACCUGGGCACCAUCGUGCGCCGGCUUGACUUUUGCCACUUCAAUCCCUCCCAGUUAUUCUUGACUGCUGCCGAGCGCUCUAAGGCGCGUAACCUGACGUCGGAGACGCUUCUGCAGUGCUUGGAGCUGACGCCCCACCUCCAAGAGUUCCUCGGCCAAGAGUACAUCGAUGAUGAUCUCGAUGCGGCAGUGCUGCAAAAGCUGUUCCUGGGGCUACCCCUGUUAAAGGCCAUCGACUUUUGCGGUUGCACCUCGAACUCAUUCAAGGAGUCGUUUUUGUCCGUCCUCUCCCCCAACUGGCCCAGGGAGUUGAUGGUGCAACGGCUGUCGCUGCACAAGUGCCUGACGCUGCCGUCGUCGGUCUUCGAGGUGAUUCUCCCGCGACUGACCCGGCUCACGCACCUUGACGUAGCCGGCACCCGCAUCACAGACACCGCUCUGUCCUCGAUCCCCCCGACCGCCACGAUCACACACUUGAACCUGAGCAAAUGCACAUUGCUCUCGGCCAGGAACGUGAUCGACUUCUUGGCAAACCAUCCGGCCGUGAAGGGGCUGCAGUUUCUGAGCCUGGCAACGGACGCCAGAAGCCACCAGGCCUUUGAUGCCGAGCAUGUCACGGAGCUGCUUCCGAUUCUCCCCAAGACGCUUAAGUCGCUCAAUCUGAAGGGCAGCAAGAUGGCGGCCUCUCACAUCGAUCUUCUGCGGCCGCUGACGAAGCACCUGGAAGAACUUGCGGUCGGUCGGUCUCUAUCGCUGCGGGAUGUCAACCGGCUGUUUGUGCCGGACGAGGACGGCGAUGUGACGAUGGAGGUCGACUGGGUACCGCAUAGCCUCCGGUACAUCGACCUGUCGGACUUUUGGGGCCAGGAGCUCGAUCUCGUCUAUCUGUUCGGCAGCGCGUGCGCCAUCCUCAAGUCGUUCUCAGAGCCGCUGGAGGUCGUCGAGCUCGCCGAAGAUGUCUGUCGCCGCGUUAGCAAGUCCUCUACCGCGCUGCAGCGCAUCGGCUGGCAGCUGUCCGAGUGCGGAAGCCGUGGCUGGAUGGUGCGACAGCCCAACAAGAACGCCACGGGGCCGCGAGACGACGGCCGCCGUGGCUGGAAGAUGGGGGCCGAGUCGUGGGGGAUGAGGAAGAUACCCGUUGCUCAUGCCGAGGUGGGAGGCAUGUACGGCAACUUCAUGUUUUCGCGGAAGCUCUGA